CGAUUGGGGCUCUUGCUAUACCAAGCGUAGUUCUGAAAACCGAAAAAAGACUUCGCUGCAGUACAACGGUCGCCGAUGCCGAUGCCGAUGCCGAUGCCGACGCCGACGCCGAGUCCCGCCGACGCCGAGUUCCAACCGACGCCGGUAUUGUAACGAUAAUACUGUAUUUGAAUACUUCUUUGUUUGACAUUUAUUGUUUACGUGAUUUGUCGAAUGUAUCCCGUUUUUCACCGGGUUUUAAGACUUUUCCCGAAUUAAUCCGACUCAUUUUUUUCGUAUUCGCGUAGACGCGUAGUACGCGUCUUUUAAAAACCGUACGCGGAUUCUGUUCGUGCUAUUGUAACGAUUACUUACGAGAUUGGCUGAUUAUCAUUACAUUUUUAUAAGCAAAUUGAAACUGAUCUUUUUUAACAUUUGAAUGAAGAAUAUAUAUAUAUAUUUAUAUAUGAAAAAAUGAAGAUUUUUAUAUGAAAAAUAUCAAAAAAGAACAUUUUUUUCAAUUUUUACCACUAAAGGUAUUCACACAAUUUUUUGCUUAACAGACAUUUUAUCAAUAGAUAAUUUAUCUAUUUUUUAAGUAUGGUUUACAAAGCCAAAAACGGAAUCAAAAAAAACAAAAACAAAAUUCAACAUGAAAUACCUCAGAAUCGUAUUAAAAAAAUACGUGGAAAAUAUAACAAACAAAACAAAAAAUCUAAGUGUCAAACACCUGUAAAUAGUAAUUCUUGCGUUUCUCAGAAGUCUAUGACACCUGACAAUGCUGGAACAAGUACAGAUACCUCCAAUAACGAAGAUAAGUUUUUAAACGUGUUAAAUGAUAAUCGCACAAUUUCUAUUACCACCAACGAUGAUAUCAAUUCUAUGGAUAUUGCAAAUAAUGAUACUUUAACCUCAGCCUACAUUGAUUUGAAUGGAAAUUCAGGUAAUAAUAAUUAUACAGUUUGUUGCGAAGAUUGUAUGCAUCAAGAAGAUGACAUAGUCAGAAAAAUAAUGGAAUGUGUACCAAAGGAAUUUUAUGUAAGUGCUACAAAUAAUGGAUCGCCUUAUGAAAACUACCUUUCAAAAGAUUCAUGGAAACCCGAUGAAAAUCAUAUGAAAGCAUUAGAUGAAUCAUGUGAAAUUGAACAGCCAUUUUUUUGCGAAUUUUGUAAUAAAAUUUGUGAAGAAUAUGAUCAUUACCAAUUAAACCGAUGGUGUGCAAAAGAUCAAGAUUUAAAAUGUUAUGUUUGUAAAGAAGAAUAUUUUGUCAAAAAACGACUACAACUUCACGAAAGUGAACAUGUGAGAUUACUUAUUUGUUAACUAUCUGUACAUUAAAAAAAUUAAAAUGUAUUGUAUAUAAUAAAGUCAGUCUACUAACCAUUGCUGCUGUGGACUUGUUUGCUGUUAGUAGAAAAAAACAAAUUGUGCAAAUAAAAUAAUUUUACGUCCAAAGAAGCAAUGGAUAGAUUGAAUAAUAAAGCAGGACUUAGAGAAACUAGGGAUACCGGAUUGGGAAGAAAAAGUACAAAAUCGAGAGGAGUAGAAAAAAAUGACGGUGGCGGCAGAGGCUCUUGAAGAGUUGUGAUGCCUGUGAAGAAGAAGAAGAAAAUAAAAUAAUUUUGGUGUAAAUAAAAUACAUUUUUUUUUUUUUUUAUUGCUUAUAAGAUAUAUACAAUUAGGAUUUAGAUAAGAAUUAGAUUUUGUUCAUUUAGGAACAAUAAGAAUAUAAGAUAAUAGUAAGUUAUUUGUGUGAACAAUUCGAUGAGAGGAGUCACCCUGUGGUAACAUUACUCGUUUCCUAUUUUUAUUUAUUU
Messenger RNA from Aphis gossypii (cotton aphid), 1796 nucleotides. RefSeq lists its product as uncharacterized. Lineage: Eukaryota; Metazoa; Arthropoda; Insecta; Hemiptera; Aphididae. The transcript has 2 exons. Bases 580 to 1302 code for a protein of 240 amino acids. The record is from RefSeq and is a predicted model, not a curated record.